Molecule: messenger RNA, 1230 nt
Organism: Hordeum vulgare subsp. vulgare (domesticated barley)
Lineage: Eukaryota; Viridiplantae; Streptophyta; Magnoliopsida; Poales; Poaceae
Product: cytosolic sulfotransferase 5-like
Exons: 2
Coding region: 57-1097 (346 amino acids)
Biological process (GO): sulfation
Cellular component (GO): cytoplasm
Molecular function (GO): sulfotransferase activity
Source: RefSeq, a predicted model, not a curated record
CAACGAAUUAGCGAUAGCUUUACUAAAGCGAUCCUAGCGAGUAGCGAGUCAUCAGCAUGGCUGCUCCUGCUGUCUUCCCCCGUGAGGCCAGCGCCUCCACGCCGGAAGCCGACGAGGCAAAAGAAAUCUACGAGGAAGCCCGUGGGGUGGUGUCCACCUACGAGACCGUGCCCGGCGGAGCCACGAUGGAUUACCGCCGCCACCCCGACGGCUGGUACAUAACGCCGUCGAUCAUGGUGGGCUCCGUGGUCGCGCAGCAGCGCUUUGAGGCGCGUGGCACCGACGUGCUCCUUGUUACGAUGCCCAAGUGCGGGACUACCUGGAUCAAGGCCCUCCUCUAUGCCGCGGCCCACCGCAGCGACGCCGACGCAUCAUCGUCCGUGCUCCGGCAGCUCGCCUCCCACAACUCCCACCAGCUCGUCCCUUUCCUCGAGGCCCAGGUCUACACCAAGGACCGGAUCCCUGACCUGAGCUCGCUCCCCGCGCCGCGGCUCUUCGCCACGCACAUCCCGGCCGAGUCGCUGCCGCCCUCCAUCGCGGCGUCAGACUGCAAGGUGGUGUACUUGUGCCGGGACCCCAAGGACUGCUUCGUGUCUCUGUGGCACUUCAUGAACAAGUUCACCUCCUGGGGCAUCGACGAGGCACACGGCCGGUUCUGCGACGGCGUCUCGCCGUACGGGCCCUUCUGGGAGCACGUGCUGGGCUACUGGCGCUGGCACGUCGAGAGGCCGGGCCAGGUGCUCUUCCUGACUUACGAGGAGCUCAGCGCCGACCCGCUCGGCCAGCUGAGGCGCCUCGCCGAGUUCAUCGGGCGCCCCUUCACGCCGGGGGAGCAGGAUGCCGGAGUGGACAGGGAGAUCGCGGAGGCAUGCGCCAUGAAGAGCAUGGCCGACCAGGAGGUGAACCGGUCGGGGACGACCGAAAUCGUUGAGAGGACCAUGCCCAACGGGGUCUUCUUCCGGCGCGGCGUGGUCGGGGACUGGACCAACCACCUCACGCCGGAGAUGGCGGGAAGGAUUGAUGAGAUUACCAAGGGCAAGUUCAAAGGAUCCGGUCUCAUGCUGCACAAAACAAUCUCGGAAAUCCCCAAGAUCUAGCAUUCCUACGCCGCGUUUGAUGUUUGCAAUCGUUCACCUUAAUUUUCUUGCUCUUGUUGUAAACUGCAGCCUGGUGCAGCCUGGCGGCUUUGGCUUGCCUGAAUAAAAAACUUGCAUUGUUUUUGCUGAUCAA